AAAAGAGCGCACAUUGCCGGCCGGGGGCGCAGCGGGCCGGGCCCUCGUGCAGCUGGGGGAGCCCCGCAGGGUAGUCCGGGGGCCCAAGACCCAGGGCUGGCCCUGGAGUUGGACGGUGUCUUGUUUCUGUUUUUCUCCCAAGUGAAUUGAACUAACCUCUCUGGCUUUCGGGACCUCGGGAUUGCAGCUGGGGGUCUUGAUCUAGUGCAAUUGUAGCGGUGGUGGUAGAACCUAGUAGCAGUUGUAAGUACAGUCUUUUCUCCAGUCUCUCCCUGGGCUCUGCUCGCCUCCGCUCCUAAAGGCGGUCUCUUUUAGAGAAGCAUCCCUUGUCGCUCAUCUAGUCAUUGGUUCUAAAACGCGGCCCUCCCCUCUCGCACGCUGCCCUUACAGGAGCUGCGGGCGCAGAGCAGAGGUCGGUGGGGGUGGCGGCGUGUGGGAGAGGAGGCAGCACCCCCCUCAAGUCUCCCCCCACCUGCUAGCCCCAGGAACCUCUGAUUUGACUGUGAAAAUGACUAAAUGAAUCACCGUUUGUGCUAAGUUAACGAAGCAUGAGCCAGUAGUAGGCGGGCCUUUUCUCCCCCACGCCGAGAUGCGGCUGCUCCUGUUCGUGCCCCUCCUGCUGGCCCCGGCGCCCGGGUCCUCGGCUCCCAAGGUGAGGCGGCAGAGCGACACCUGGGGCCCCUGGGGCACCUGGAGCCCCUGCAGCCGGACCUGCGGAGUGGGCAUCAGCUUCCGGGAGCGCCCCUGCUUCUCCCAGAGGAGGGAUGGGGGCUCCAGCUGCGUGGGCCCCGCCCGGAGCCACCGCUCUUGCCACACGGAGAGCUGCCCCGCAGGCACCAGGGACUUCCGGGCCCAGCAGUGUUCCCAGUUCGAUGGCCAGGACUUCCAGGGAAGGCGGUACAAGUGGCUGCCCUACUAUGGAGCCCCGAACAAGUGUGAACUGAACUGCAUUCCCAAGGGGGAGAACUUCUACUUCAAGCACAGGGAGGCUGUCGUGGACGGGACGCCCUGUGAGCCUGGCACCCGGGACGUCUGUGUGGAUGGCAGCUGCCGGGUCGUCGGCUGUGACCACAGCCUUGACUCCUCAAAGGAGGAGGACAAGUGUCUGCAGUGUGGGGGUGACGGCACGACCUGCUACCCUGUCAUGGGCACCUUUGAUGCCAAUGACCUCAGCAGAGGCUACAACCAGAUCCUCAUAAUUCCCACGGGGGCCACCAGCAUCCGCGUGGAGGAGGCGGCGGCCAGCAGGAAUUUCCUGGCGGUGAAGAGCGUGCGCGGCGAAUACUACCUCAACGGGCACUGGACCAUCGGGGGCGCCUGGGCCCUGCCCGCGGCCAGCACCGUCCUGCACUACGAGCGCGGGGCCGAGGGGGACCUGGCGCCCGAGCGGCUCCUCGCUCGCGGCCCCACCAGCGAGGACCCUCCCGCACAGCUCCUCAGCCAGGAGCCCAACCCGGGUGUGCGCUACGAGUACCACCUGGCCCUGGGCAGCCCCCUGCCCGGCUUCCGCUGGGGCCACGGCUCGUGGAGUGACUGCAGCGCCGAGUGCGGUGGAGGUCACCAGUCCCGCCCGGUGUUCUGCACCACUGACGACGAGGUAUACCCCGACCACAUGUGCCAGCAUCAGUUGCGGCCGGCUGACCGCCGCUCCUGCAGCACUCACCCCUGCCCGCAGACCAAGCGCUGGAAGACGGGGCCCUGGUCGCCCUGCUCGGCCUCCUGUGGUGGUGGCUCCCAGUCCCGCUCUGUCUACUGCAUCUCGUCUGAUGGGGCUGGCGUCCAGGAGGCCGCCGAGGAGGCGGAGUGUGCAGGCCUGCCUGGGAAGCCCCCCACCACGCAGGCUUGCCACCUGCAGCGCUGUGCAGCCUGGAGGGCAGAGCCCUGGGGAGAGUGCUCUGUCAGCUGCGGCGCUGGCGUCCGGAGGCGGAGCGUCACUUGCCGGAGUGAGGAGGGGUCUCUGCUCCAUGCUACAGCGUGCUCCUCGGAGGACCGCCCCCCCGUCACUGAGCCCUGUGUGCGUGAAGACUGUCCCCCCAUCCAUGACCAGGCCUGGCAUGUGGGCGCCUGGGGCCUAUGUUCCAAGAGCUGCAGCGAGGGGACUCGGAGGCGCCAGGUCCUCUGUGCCCUCAGGCCGGCCAGCCGCUGCGGGAGCCUGCAGCUGUCCAAGCCCGAGGAGGUGGAGCCCUGUAACUCACAGCCCUGCCAUCUAUCUCCAGAAGUCCCCAGCAUGCAGGACGUGCACGUCAGCUCCAGGGAUCCCCGGAUGUCUUUGGGCCCUCAGGUGGCCCCCACCUCAGAUUCCAGAGACCAGUGGUGGCUCCCCCAGGAGCAACCCUCAGUCCAGGGUAACCCCAGAAGAGCCCAGGGCCUUCACCUGCCAGGCCUAGCCCCCUCUCUGCCACAGUCCCCACACCGGCAGCCCCUGCGGUCUGGCUUGGCACCCCAAGACUGCAGACAGAGCCCCUAUGGGUGCUGCCCUGAUGGCCACACCACGUCUCUGGGGCCGCAGCGGCAGGGCUGCCCUGGGACCUCAUGUCAGCAGAGCAGGUACGGGUGCUGCCCCGACGGGGUGUCUGUGGCUGAGGGGCCCUGGCACGCUGGCUGCGCAGGGUCUUACAGCAGUGACAACGUGGGGCGAAGGCCGGGGUCAAGAGCAGUGGUUUUCUCAGCCCCCACGGCCCACCGGCCCCAGGCUCAGCAGAACGAGCCCCCUGAGUGCCGGGGCUCCCAGUUCGGCUGCUGCUAUGACGGGGUGGCCACUGCGGCCGGCCCUCUGGGGGAAGGCUGCGGGGGCCAGCCCAGCUACGCCUACCCUGUGCGGUGCCUGCUGCCCAGCGCCCACGGCUCCUGCGCGGACUGGGCCGCCCGCUGGUACUUCGUCCCCUCUGUGGGCCAGUGUAACCGCUUCUGGUACGGCGGGUGCCACGGCAACGGCAAUAACUUUGCCUCUGAGGAGGAGUGCAUGAGCAGCUGCCGGGGGCCGCACGCUGGGCCCCGCUGGCCGGAGCCGGGGGCCUCUGGCCCGAGCACCCGCGCAGACGGUGGCGGCAGCCAUCCUGGAGGCCAGCUGGAGGCCAGCUGGCCCAGGACGGGGGCCAUAGUCCCGACGAAGCUCUUGCCUUCCGGUGGCCUCGGGUGGCGAGACCAAGAACCUGGGGCGUUUGGAGAACGGCCCUGGGGCGGGGAGCUCGGGCCCCCAACCCCUGGCCUGGGCGGAGAUGCGGGGCGACCAGUGCCGCCCUCCCACAGCUCCCCCUACAGGGUCAGCUUGGCAGGCCCAGAGCCGUCCCUGGUGCACGCCCCCCAGGGGCAGUUGGUGCAGCUCCUCUGCCAAGAUGACAUGCCCCUGGAGCCCCACGCCAGGUGGCAGAAAGACGGGCAGCCCAUCUCCUCCGACAGGCACAAGCCGCAGCCUGAUGGCUCCCUGGUCAUCAGUCCCCUGCAGGCAGAGGAUGCUGGCAUCUACAGCUGUGGCAGCGGCCGGCCAGGCCGUGACUCUCAGAAGAUCCAGCUUCGUGUCACAGGGGCUGAUGUGGCCGUGCUACCUGAGGCUGAGCCAAGGCACUUCCCUCAGACCAGGGACCCAGCCCAGGGCCACAGCCCUCGGGACUCCAGCCUAGUGGGGGACAGAGGAGGCCUAGGGGCCGUCUCCUCCUUGCAACCUCGGCCCACGACCAGGCUGCUUCUGGACAGGAACCAGCCUGGGGUGGUGGACGCCCGACCAGGCCAGCAGAUCCAGUUGACCUGCCGUGCUGAGGGCUUCCCACCCCCAGCCAUUGAGUGGCAGAGAGAUGGGCAGUCCCUCUCUUCCCCCAGACACCAGCUGCAGCCCGAUGGCUCUCUGGUCAUCAGCCAUGUGGUUGCGCAAGAUGGUGGCUUCUAUGCCUGUGUUGCUUUCAACGGGCAGGACCGAGACCAGAGAUGGGUCCAGCUCAGAGUUCUGGGGGAGCUGACCAUCACAGAGCUGCCCUCUACUAUGAUGGUGCCAGAGGGGGACACGGCCAGGCUGCUGUGUGUGGUGACAGGAGAAAGUGUAAACAUCAGAUGGUCCAGGAACGGGCUGCCGGUGCGGGCCGACGGGCAUCGCGUCCACCAGUCCCCAGAUGGCACGCUGCUGAUCCACAACCUGCAGGCCAGAGACGAGGGCUCCUACACGUGCAGUGCCUACCGUGGAAGCCAGGCAGUGAGCCGCAGCACCGAGGUGAAGCUGGUCCCGCCAGCACUGCCCGCCCAGCCCAGGGCCCUGAGCAGGGAGUGUGUGGAUCAGCCUGAGCUGGCCAACUGUGGUCUGAUCCUGCAGGCCCAGCUCUGUGGCAAUGAGUAUUACUCCAGCUUCUGCUGUGCUAGCUGUUCCCGCGUCCAGCCUCACGCUCAGCCUGUCCGGCGGCAAGGAUGAAGGCCAGCCGCGGCCCCAGUCCUGAAACAACUCCUGGUCCGUGGCCUCUGGCUGCCAAAGGGCUCUACCCUUCAGAGAAUGGGCCUCUCAGCCCGCCGUGCCCCGCCGUGCCUCGGCAGCCGCUGGCACCACAGCUCGCUGGCACGAGGAGUCGGCUUGGAUAAGGACACCCUUUACGGCUUCCCUCUAUCAUUUGUCAUACAGGAUCAAUUCACUGGGUUCUAAAGCAAGCUACCAGGGUUCUCAAUUCAUUUAAAGCUGGGUGGGGAGGUGUGUAAUGGUUUUAGAGUUAACAUGUAUCUCACACGGGGCACACUCAUUCCUGCCGUGUCAGGCCAUUUUUCCCUGCUAGAACUCCCAUCUCCUCUAGGGUCAAACAGUGGUUCACUGCUCUAGUCAACCUCACCCUUCCAGGCAGUGUGGCAAUCAGCUUCAACUGCCACCUGUACGUCCAGUUAAUGGCAUGUUUGUGAAAGCUCUUGCCAAAGUGGAAUAUGGCACGUAAGGUUCAGUACACGAUGUGGGACGAAGGAGCAGCAGGUGAUGAUGGGAGCAUGCCAGAAGUGGGGGCGCUCCUUACUUUCCUCAGGAAGCUAGUGCCCGAAGCCCUCCUCCUAAGGCCAACAUGCAGAGCCUGGUUGUGAGGAUCACCUCACCCCUGCAGCAAGCUGACCUGCUAUGUACAGUGACGAGCUGGGAGCCUCUCCUCCCCAAGCAGGAAUCUGUGAGGCAGAGCCAGACUAUUAAAAACAGGCAUCAGCAGGAUAGGGGAACAAAGGAGGGGAAGGCAAUACAUUAACAACGAAGUAGUUUCAGAAAUGGUUUGAGUAGGAAGAAGUCCUUCUCCAUCUCUCAGAACCUCCAGUUCCUCGGUGCUAAACAAGAGGCCUGGAUUCAAUGAGCUUCCAGGUCCCUUUCCACUUUAACCUACACAUCCUCAGAGGACUGGCUGGAUCUAAGUGACAGGUUAUUCUGGGACAUAAGAAAGACAGGCAUUACAGGGAAAGCUUUUACUACCAACACACUGGUUGGAAAAGAGACAAACUGCAUCAUGGCUGAGUGAUACUUCUUGGUCUCUCUCUCAUUCAACAAAGGAAACAUGGGUUAGGGGCACAGGUAUUUUUUUCUUUCCACUUAAAAAAAUACAGAGGCGGAUCCCCUUUCAUUUACCAUGGCUUGGUUUGCUAUACAAAUUGGAAACUAAGGGCUACUUUCUUGGACUCCCCAGUUCUUGCCAAUUGGCAACAUCAUUCAGAAGGUAAGUUUGAGGUUAGCUAGCUCUUCUCAGAACUAGUCACAGAGUAGUGGGCUAAGGUUACAGGAAAGAGUAACACUCAAGCUAGACCAGUGGUUCUCAACCCUCUUCCAUAUUGGGAACUUGAAAAACAAAAACAAAAACAACCUGGGGUCCUCCCCCAACCACUUUGACUUAAUUGGCCUGGAGUAUGGGCCAGUGUGAGGAUUUUAAAAGUUCCCCAGGUGAUUCUAGUAUGUAUCCAAGGCUGAGACUCACCGCUCCAGCAGGACCCUUCAGAAGGUGAACCUUGGUUCCAGUGUAUUUUCUGAUGACUAGGCUGGGGGUGGGGAGGGUGGUGCUGAGAUUCUGUACCUCUACUCAGCUCCUAGGUGCAGUCCAUGCUCCUGUUCCAGACCACACUUUGAGCAGCAAGAAUCUGACAUCAGAGAUAUACUUAGGGUCAACCAAAGCCUAGAGUAGAAACACAAAAGUGAAUUUUAAGCAUAUACUAGUCCUGGUGGGCAAAACAGACGAAGGGGAUUAAUCCAGAGGUACAAUCUUCCAGUUAUAAGUCACAGAGAUGAAAAGUCUAACACAGGGAAUAUAGUCAAUAAUAUUGUAAUAGCAUGAAUGGUGACAAAUGGUGACCACACUUAUUGUGAUGAGCACUGCGUAAUGUAUAGAAUUGUUGGAUCAAUAUGUUGUACACCUGAAACGGUAACACUGUAUGCCAAUUAUACUUCAAUAAUAAAGAAUAUACUAGUCCCAAUAAAAGAUUUUCUAGCCACCAAA
Messenger RNA from Leptonychotes weddellii (Weddell seal), 6425 nucleotides. Lineage: Eukaryota; Metazoa; Chordata; Mammalia; Carnivora; Phocidae. The record is from RefSeq and is a predicted model, not a curated record.